Molecule: messenger RNA, 1135 nt
Organism: Anopheles funestus (African malaria mosquito)
Lineage: Eukaryota; Metazoa; Arthropoda; Insecta; Diptera; Culicidae
Product: trichohyalin-like
Exons: 2
Coding region: 210-968 (252 amino acids)
Source: RefSeq, a predicted model, not a curated record
UUAGCACUUUUCGAUCUAGUCACUAUAAAAGUUUGCGCAACCCCCAGCUGCUGUAUCAGUUCCCUACCGUCGAUCGUACCGUUUAAAUCGUAGCCGUUGUUUUACUCGAUCGAGUGAGCCGCUGAGCUGGUUCUAAUUGCUUUAAGCCGUGUAGUAAAGAGCUUCUUGGGGUAGAUUUGAACAGCAGCAAUAAUACCAACUCGAGAAAAAUGUCCAGCGCAAAGGUUAUUCUGCUGGUCGGUGCUGUGAUGCUGUUCGGGCUUAGCGGAUCAGUAGCUCAGACAAGUUCUACGAAAGAUGCUUCGAUUGCAAAGGAAAACGUCACCGACACGGCCACCGUUACGGAAAGUGUGCUUUCUACGGAGCGGUUUAACGCAAGUCGCGUCCUGAACGCGAUCCGGGCCGAAAUCGAACGUCGCCGUAGCGAACGCCGGGAGCAAACCCUCCAAAGAACCCAAGACCGUCGGGAACAAAUACUACGGACGCUGGACAAUUUGAGCGAACGUCGCCGCGAAUACGAGCUGCGACGUCAAGAAGGAUUGCAGGAUGCUGAAGCCCUCAAGGAGGCUCGUCGCCAGGAUAUGGAGGCACGUCGAGUUGGACGAUUGCCACAACGUGAACGUGAGCGCGUCAAUCGCGUCCGGUUGGAACAGUUGUCCGAACAGACCACUCCGGAGGAGAACGAAAUUGAAGACUCGAUCGAUGGGGUGGGUGAUGGUGAGGAGGGAUCGGAAGUGGUACAGCGGGUCCGUAACCUGUUACUAAUCGAGGAAGCGGGCGGUAAUUUGCGACUGAUCGAUUUAGACACCGAGGAAGGCCAACAGUUUGUGUUGAAUGGUGGUGUAAAGCGUGGACAGAGUGGUGAGAUUACUGAGACGGAGCAGGAGGUCGAAAGUGACGAAGGUGACAAACAGAAGGAGGAUGAUGGUGAAGCGGGCAAGCUGAAGCUCAAGACUGGCCAAAUUUAGAAGAGAGUAGAGGGAUAGAAAAACGAGUGUUUGAGAUUUAGAUAAUUAGUUCCUUGUUCAUCGUUCAGCAUAUUCAUCGUUCGUAAUGUUACAAAUGCCAUUGAAUCAUUAUUUUUGAAAUAAAAAUUUAGAAAAAAUACAUUUUUUUACAGAAAAUCUUCUUAACC